GAACGGUCCAAGGAAAGCUGGUUUGACUGUGACCAUGAAGUGUUGAGCCAUGGAGCGGUCGAAGCCCUUCAACAAGUGCUCCAGUGGCGUUUUAUGGCUCGAGGCAGCCGCCGAUGCGACGACGACAUCACCCGGGAGCAGUCCAAAAAGCAGUGACAAAGCUCCUGCCCCUGCGGAUCAGGUGACCGGAGCAGAGCAGCGAUUGCAGACGGCUCCGGAGCACGAGAGCAUUUUGGAGCAGCGGCACAUGGAGCUCACCCAGCUGGUGGAAGCGCAAGGGCAAGAAGUGUGCCGCUGCAUAGACCGACGGAGCGAGGAGCUGUUCUCGCGCUUGGAAGUCCUGAUCCACAAACAGAUGCAGACACAGCAAGAGCUUUGCUCCAAGUUCGAGGCGGCCAGUCUGCUCCGCCCGGUCGGGCGCGGAGCGGACCGCCGACCGCGCCGCGCCAGCGCGCCCGUCGGCAGCGGCGCGGUUCCGCGCGGCAUCGACCGCGGCAUCGACCGCGGGGCGCCAACGACCGUAGCGGCAGUGGUAGCCGCUCCGGCACCUCCGCAGAUUGAGCCGAGUCCGCAGCCACCGAGUUGCGGGCCGACCAUCCUCGAGGAGUCGGUCGCUCCGCCAGGACUGGUGGAGGAGGAGACGACGACUGUCGCGGUUGCAUCGCGACGUUGGGAUGAGCCCUCCGAGGAGGUCGCAGUACAGGAGGACUCCAGCCCUUCGAAACCCUGGAACGAGACCGGAAACGACGAUGGCUCCGACGGCGACUCCGACGCCUUCUCGGAUGAGUCGGUGCACCCGACGGCCUCGACCAAGCUGUUGGACAGAGAAGAUGAAGAGGCGUAUCAGGCAGCCCUGAAGAAAGCCAAAAGGCUGCACACGCAAGAGACGCGCACGACCUUGGCCAUGGCAGCCAGCGUCUCGGAGCACUGGCAACUUCGGCUACACAACUUUCUCAACACCGCUGCUGUCGAAGGUUUGUGUGCCCUGGUGAUCUUCACCAAUUCGGUGCUCAUUGGGGUCCAAACGGACUACAUGGCCAAACGGAUCGGCGAAGAGCAGCCCUUGGUCUUUACGGUCGUGGAUGCAGCCUACACGGUGAUCUUCGGUUUGGAGCUCCUCGUGCGCUUGUUGGGCUCCGGUUUCGGCUUCUUCUACCGAGACCCUGGCCUCUUCUGGAACUACUUAGACCUCUUCAUUGUUCUCCCAUCCAUCUUCGAGCUGGCACUGAGCUUCUUAGUGGAGCUCCCCUCGGUGUCCACAGACAUCACGGUGGUGCGCAUCCUCCGCAUCACCAGAGUCUUUCGCGUGAUCCGAGUGGUGAAGGUCAUCAAGUUCAUCAAGUCACUGCGACAACUGGUGGAAUCGGUGAUCCACACCAUGAGGUCAUUGGCCUGGUCCAUGUUGCUCUUGGUGGUGAUCAUCUAUGUGUUUGCCAUCAUGUUUACCGACGCGGCAGCUGCCUUCAAAGCGGAGCACGAAGGGCACGCUCUGAACGCUGAACUUACAGCGAAUUUUGCCGAUCUCCAUCUCUCCAUGCACACCUUGUUCCGGAGUGUCUCAGGUGGCAUUGACUGGGGCACAGUGGCCUUGACCCUCAACGAGGUGCAUUGGAUUUGGGUCUAUUUGUUCACGAUGUAUGUGGCAUUCUGUACCUUUGCAGUAUUAAAUGUGAUGACCGGGAUCUUCUGUCAGGUUGCGGUUGAAAGCUCUUGGAACGACCCCCAGCUGCUCCUCCAGCAUUCCAUUGUGGAACGGGAAAGACAGCGCGACCUGAUACGACAAUUGUAUCAUCACUUCGGCCAGCAUAAGAACCGGCGCAAGAUCACUCUCAUUGAUUUUGAGGAUCAGUUUGAGGACGAAGGUGUUCAAGGUCUUAUGAACCUCCUAGACAUUUAUCCGGAUAGCGCUUGGUCGCUCUUCAAGCAGCUGGACGACAAUGGGGAUGGAAGCAUCACGGAGGAAGAGUUCGUGAAUGGCGUCUUCUGCCUAAAGGGCGCUGCGAAGUCGUGGGACAUGGACAAGAUCGCGCAAGAACAGCGAGGUCUCAAGCGGGUCAUUGACAUGAACUUCGCUCGAAUCACAGGCUACUUGGAUUCCAAGCCCGGCACGACGCUGAACGGAGGUGAUUGAGAUGCUCUCCUCGGGAAUGGAAUGCCAUGCUCCAUGCGCCACGAAUGACGUUGGAAUCAAUGCGCCCGGCGCCAGUCGCGAUGGGCACUCUGCGAGACGUUUUUUGGGG
Durusdinium trenchii is the source of this 2240-nucleotide messenger RNA. The record is from the annotation of a GenBank genome assembly. NCBI's taxonomy places the organism in Eukaryota, Dinophyceae, Suessiales, Symbiodiniaceae.